Molecule: messenger RNA, 3439 nt
Organism: Oldenlandia corymbosa var. corymbosa
Lineage: Eukaryota; Viridiplantae; Streptophyta; Magnoliopsida; Gentianales; Rubiaceae
Source: the annotation of a GenBank genome assembly
UGCUUGUAUAAUUGUCUUAGGCUCUAUUCCUUUACCCAAAAAAAAUGACAUUAUUAUAUUUUUUGAAAAAGAAAACUGUAAUUAAAUUAAAAAUUUAUUAGAACAGUAAAGAUUACAAAACAGGAUCUGUGCGUCUAUGUGCAGCGCAGACCCCAUUUGUCCGAAUUGCAGUGGAAACUAUAGCUAUGCUCGUUUCCGUUGCUUCUUACUACACUUUUUCUUUUUCGUCUUCCUUUUUAUUCUUCUUCUAAUUCAUUCCCAAUCACCCCUAUAAAUACCUAGAGAGCAGAUUAUCAGAAUCUCUUCGGUUUUGUAUUUUCGCUGCAAUUCAAAUCUCUUUACUAAGUCAAUUCACAUUCUUCGCGUCAAAUUACACGUACUCAGUCACGCACAAUUCUCUCAGAGACGUCGUUUACUUUCCCUUCUACAGUAGCUGAUGGCGACGACUGCCACAGAGCGGGAGCUGAUCGUCGUCGUUGAAGGCACUGCCGCCACAGGUCGUUUUUGGCAGACUAUCUGCUCUGAUUACCUCGAGAAAAUCAUAAGGAGUUUCUGUGCGCAUGACACGGCAAGCCAGAAGCCAUCUGCUCCUGGUUUCAGGCUUUCUCUGGUCGUGUUCAAUACUCAUGGUUCCUAUAGUGGCUUCCUGGUGCAGCGGUGUGGUUGGACAAGAGAUGUUGAUAUUUUUCUUGAUAGGCUUUCAGCAAUACCUUUUGGUGGUGGGGGUUUUGGUGAUGCUGCAAUUGCAGAAGGGCUUGCUGAAGCUUUAAUGAUGUUUUCUCCUGCUGGAAAUCAAGCUCAACAAAGUAUUGAGGGGCAAAGACAUUGCAUUCUUGUUGCUGCGAGUAACCCCUACCCAUUGCCUACACCAGUUUAUCGUCCAAAACUGCAGAAUGCUGAGCAGGGUGAUAAUUUGGAGCCUCCUUCAGACAAUCGUCUCUCUGAUGCUGAGGGAGUAGCAAAAGCUUAUGCUCAGUGUUUCAUAUCCUUGUCAGUUAUAUGUCCGAAGCAGCUUCCCAAAAUAAAAGCAAUUUAUUUUGCGGGAAAGCGUAAUGCUCGAGCCACAGAUCUAUCUGUUGAUAAUCCCAAGAAUCCUCAUUUUCUGGUUCAAAUAUCUGAGAAUUUUAUUGAGGCUCGUGCUGCCUUAAGUCGCUCUGGAAUUGCAAAUGUGUCCACCCAAAGCCCGGUGAAAGCAGACACAGCUUCUGUUCCACCUGUUUCUGGACCUCCUGCAACUUCUAAUCAAUCAGCAAAUGUAGCUGCCGUGAAUCGUCCAUCAGUUCCUGUUGGGGGCAUCCCUCCUGCUACUGUGAAAGUUGAACCAGCCACCUUGACAUCUAUGGUUGGACCUACAUAUCCACAUAUUCCUUCAGUCCCUCGUGCUACAUCACAAACCAUUCCAAAUAUGCAGACCUCUUCACCCAUGUCAGGGUCGCAGGACAUGAUCUCAACAAAUGAGAAUGUUCAAGAGGUGAAACCUACUGUCAGUGGUAUGACACAGCCACUACGUCCGGGUGGUGGCGCAGCUGCAAAUGUGAGGAUUCUGAAUGAUGUUGCCCAGGCAAGGCAGGUUCUUGCAGGAGGAACUUCUAUUGGACUUCCAUCUAUGGGUGGGACAUCCAUGCUCCCAAACAUGAUAUCUAGUGGAAUGACGUCUUCUGUCCCUGCUGCUCAAAAUAUAUUAUCUUCAGGGCAAUCAGGUGUUGCAUCAGUUGCAGGUCAAGUGCCAUUAACAGGGAAUGCACAGGUCGCACAUAGCUCAGCCCCAACAUCAUUUCCUUCAACGAGUCCAAAUCUAUCUGGGAAUUCAAAUCUUGGCAUGUCACAACCAUUAGGUAAUCUCCAAGGUGGUGUUAGCAUGGGCCAAACAGUUCCUAGCAUUAGUCAAGGGAGUGUGACAGGCACACAAAUGGUACAGAGUGGAAUGGGCAUGAAUCAGAAUAUGAUGAGUGGCAUUGGGGCAUCUGGUUUAACCUCUGGAACUGGAACUAUGAUUCCUACUCCUGGAAUGUCUCAACAAGUUCAACCAGGAAUGCAGCCUCUUGGGGUUAAUAAUAAUCCUGCAGGUAGUAUGCCCGUGUCACAGCCAACAUCAAGUACAAUGCAAUCAGCACAGUCAAAAUAUGUCAAAGUCUGGGAGGGAAACUUAUCAGGACAGAGACAAGGCCAGCCGGUUUUUAUUACUAGACUAGAGGGAUACAGGAAUGCCACAUCUUCGGAGACGCUAGCUGCUAAUUGGCCCCCGACCAUGCAGAUUGUUCGCCUUAUAUCCCAGGACCACAUGAAUAACAAGCAAUAUGUUGGCAAGGCUGACUUCCUAGUUUUUCGGGCGAUGAAUCAGCAUGGAUUUCUUGGGCAGCUACAAGAAAAGAAGCUCUGUGCGGUGAUACAACUACCCUCACAGACGUUACUCCUCUCUGUUUCUGAUAAAGCUUGCCGCUUGAUUGGAAUGCUUUUCCCUGGGGACAUGGUCGUGUUUAAGCCUCAAAUUCCCGGUCAGCAACAACAGCAACUACCACAACAGCAGCUCCAAGCACAGCAGCUACAGCAACAGCAGCACAUGUCCCAAUUACAGCAGCAGCAGCAACAACCAAUGAUGCCGAUGCAACAACAGCAACCCCUCAUGCAAAUGCAGCCGCAACAGCAGAUGCCGCAGCUACAACAGCAGCCGCAACAGCAGAUGCCGCAACUACAACAGCAGCCGAUGCCGCAGAUGCAACAGACGCCGCAACAAAUGUCGCAGAUGCAACAGACACAGCAACAAAUGUCGCAUAUGCAGCAGGCGCAGCAGCAAAUGCCACAGAUGCAACAGACGCAGCAGCAAAUGCCGCAGAUGCAACCGAGCCAGCAGCAAAUGGCGCAGAUGCAACAAACACAGCAGCAAAUGCCGCAGAUGCAACAGACUCAGCAGCAAAUUCCACAGCAGCAACAACAAAUGGUUGGGACUGGAAUGGGGCAAGGUUACAUGCAAGGGCCUGGACGAUCACAACUGAUGUCACAGGGACAAGUAGUAUCUUCACAAGGUCAACCUACCAUGAACGGGGGAACCUACAUAGGUUAAUUAUCUAUUCGUUUCUUCAAAGUAGUGUUUCAGGUAGAAAUUUAGCCCUAAUCACUUCUUAACUGACCAUAUGAAGAAUUAUGUCUGUCGUACAUUCCUUAAUAUAUGUGGAGAUAGUGAACAGAAUCAUCAUUGAGUGAAGAAAAUGUUUUUGGCAGUCAGAAUUCAGAAAGAAAGGUCUUAGUGUGAUUUGUCGUAAUUUGAGGCCGCAUACGGAUCACCAACCCGGGGUUAUUGGAAAUGGGUGGGGGAUACAUCAAAUGAUCAAAACUGAAAGCGGUAGGCCUUCACCACCUUCGAGCUUUGGGAAAUGUAUAGUUUUGUUCUUUUGGUCUCCAUUCAUCGCUCAGAUAAACUAUUGCCUCUUUAUAAAGCAAC